Molecule: messenger RNA, 5896 nt
Organism: Cuscuta europaea
Lineage: Eukaryota; Viridiplantae; Streptophyta; Magnoliopsida; Solanales; Convolvulaceae
Source: the annotation of a GenBank genome assembly
AUUGUCUGCACUUUAUGAUGGAAUAAGCUUACUAUUUUUAGCACAGGGGUAAGCUUGCGUACAUCUGACCCUCUUACCCCACCCUAGGUGGGAGCCUUUGCGGCACCGGGUAAUGUUGUUGUUGGUGUGCUGAAAGAGUUCACAGAAACCCAAUAAUAAUUGGAGACUCUGGAGAGCAUAAGUAUGGUUCACCUGGCACAGGAGAGCUUCAUUUUUCUUUCAUGGAAAGGAUUUUUAUUUUAUAAAAAACUACAAUUACAUGAGUGGACUGCGUGGUGGCUAGCCUGACCCUUGACAUCAUAGCUGGGAUUGGAACCAUCUCAAUAUACACCACAUUGCAGUAGGGGAUCAUGGGAAUUCUGGUUAUGGACCCUUCAUUUAAUGAGAAGCCACCAAGAAAACUUCUUAGAAAUGGAGAUAGCAAAUUUGGGCAGAUCUGAAGUGAAUUCAUAACUUUCUGUGCGAAGGUUGUUCCUGAUUUAUGUAAUAUGCUUUGCUAAUACGCUCGUACAAGCAAAACAAAAAACAAAAACAACUGAGAAGGUUCAGUGGAGGUCUUAAAGGUAGAAUAAUAGAUUCCAUAGGCAGAGUGGUCUUAUUUUAUUGGUUGUGUCGGCAGGGUAUGGUCAUCCUCAAAGAUAGAAUAAUUGACUCAAUUAUCUAUUAUAAAAAUUAAAUUAUUAAUAUUUUAUUUUGGGAAUACAUAAGUUGGGUGACGGAAGGGAUGCCUACAGAACAUAUUUACUCAUGGUCCUGCUAUCAUUCUGUCAGUCACUUGAUUUUGGAUCGAAGGACCAAAACUUGAAAAAAAUUCAAAGUCAUUCAACAAAAGUGAAAACAUAAUUGUCAAAAACCAAAAAUGAAAAUAUUUCUGGGACUAUAAGCGGCAAAAUUAUUUCAUGUGAAUGGGCACACAGGUGCAGACACACACAUGUAUUUAGUUAGUAUCAUUUGUUCAUUCAUAAUUUUUUACUAUCCUUGUAUGUCAUAUCCGCCUAACUAUGGUUUCAUAGUUGCUUCAAGACAUUACAACCAGGCUGGGCCCAUUCCUUCCCCAACUAGAGGCUGAUCUUAGUGGCUUUUCAGAAGCAGCAGAGCAUGGUAUUCGAUUCCUUGCGACGCUUGUUGGUCAAUUUUAUCCAAUUCUUCAUGUUGUAAAGGAAAGAGAAGCAACAAGGUUGACAUGCAAUACUUCAGAAACCGAAACUUCUAGGAAUAAUCAGAUUCCAUCAGCUUUGACAGUUUCAUCUAAUUUUGAAUCAGUCUAUGCAAUUUUUGACAAUUUUCAUCAUGGGUCAUCCGGAAACAGUCUCUCUGUGCUUUAGUAUUGAGCCAAGAAGAUCACGCAACACUUCUCCUUUGGUCGUACCCACUUCUAGUUACCUAGCAUUCCGUCCAGAUGCAAUCUUCAUGCUACUUAGAAAGGCACAUAAGGAUUAUCACCUAGGAAAUGUUUGCAGAGUGGCUUCUCAAAUUUUACUAAAGUUUAUGAGCCCUAGUAGCAUGACUGAAACAUCCCAACCUCUUGACAAUAGAUCUUCUCUGCCUGAUGAAGGAAAAAAACCAGAUCUUUCCCAUCCUGCUUCCUUCAUAUAUUACUCGGACAUUUUUGGGGAGGAAUUUCGGAUACCUGAGCAUCCAAACUUCAAUAUUAUAAAUGUGUUAGACAUUGCACUGGUGGAAGAAGGGGUUUUGCAUGUUCUAUAUGCUUGUGCAUCACAGCCUCUGCUUUGCAGCAAGUUUGCAGAUAAUUCUUCAGACUUUUGGUCAGCAUUGCCACUAGUAAUAGCAUUGCUUCCAGCGCUGCGUCCUAGUGUCACCAUUGCUUAUCAAGUUGAUGACAAUUUCUCCCAGUGGAAAAUGCCUUUUGUACAGCAAGCCCUAUCUCAGGUUGAGAUCAAAUCCGUAGCUUAGUAGUUUAUCUACAGCAAGCCCUAUCUCAGUCAGGUGGACUUAACUAUUGAGCUUUUGGAGGACCUUUUAGCUGUAAUCCAGGGUGUCCACCAUUCAUUUGCUCAAGCUCGUGCAACCCUCAAAUACAUUGUUUUGGCUCUAUCUGGGCAUAUGGAUGAGGUUUUGUCAAAACUUAAGGCAAGCUAUUAAAUGAAAUCAAUAAUAUACACACACACACUUACACAUGCAUUGACACACACACACAUGAAACUCAAUUGAAGUUACUAGCUCCUGAGUCCUGACACUCCCACUUGUUUUUUAUUUUUUUUUCCUAUAAAGAUGUGAAACACCGAGUUCUGUUUUUGAUUGAGAUGCUUGACCCUUAUCUGGAUCCAGCCAUUACCCCACUACAGAGUGUAAUUACAUUUGGGAAUGUACCAUCUAUUUCUCUUGAAAAGCAAGAGCACGACUGUGCUCUUGCACUGAAUGUCAUUCGUACAGCUGUAAGAAAGCCUGCUUUCCUUCCGUCCUUAGAAGCUGAGUGGCGACGGGGAUCAGUUUCUCCUAGUGUCCUACUCUCAGUUUUGGAGCCUCACAUUCAGGUACCUCCAGGUGUCAACCAUCGCCAGUUUUUGGCAGAUUCAGAAUCAUCAUCUAUAUCACCGGAUUCUUCUACUGCUAUUCUCAAUGGCAGUGUUGCUUCAAUGCCUAUGACCCAAGAUGGCAUAGACGGAAAGACUACUUUUGAUAUGUCUUCGAAGAUGGAUCUUUCGGAUGAAGUGAGCUUUCUCUUUUGUCCUCCUGAAAUUAACAAAAUGUCACUCAUCACAGCUUCUUGCAAUAGUCCCCCAAAAGCGUCCUCUGUUUCAAGCCGCAGUGAUCCCAAAGUUAACCUCAUUGAGAAAGAUCCAGACUACCAGUUCCUUGAUCCAUUUUUUGGAACUAACAACACUAUUGAUUAUCAUAAUAAUUUGCAAGCGGAUUGUUUACAACUUAUGAACCAUCGAGAUUGCCAGCUGAGAUCUUCUGAGUUUAGGCAUUUAGCUUUGGAUUUACAUUCUCAGAAUAAGAAUAUGAUUCCUGAGAGUCAUGAUGCUGUUAUAGAUGCGCUUCUUUUAGCUGCUGAAUGCCAUGUGAAUCCCUUCUUCAUGAUGUCCUUCAAGGACAUUCCAAUGGUUAGAAGCAGCCAAAGGAAAGGUUACAGGGCUAGCAGGAAUUUCGGAUUUGCUGAUCUCAACAUAUAGUUUGAAGAGAACGAAAAUGACUUGAAAACAUUAAUCAAUCUUGAAAGGAAAAGGGACAAAAUUGUUCUUGAAAUUAUGCUUCAAGCUGCGGAGUUAGACAGGGGGUAUCAGCAAAACCGUGAUGAAGACGAAGAAAUGAAGUCUUAAGGUUGCCUCAGAAUGAUCCUCAAGCAGAAGAUGCCAUUACUUUACUUCGACAAAAUCAAGCACUUCUUUGCAGAUUUGUUGUCGGAAAAUUACAAAGAGAUAAUUACCUCAAGCAUGAGGUACUCCUGCAAAUGCUUUUGUUCCUUCUGCAUUCAGGAACUAAAUUAUUUUGUUCACCGACAGAUAUUAUUGAGAUUAUACUGAAGUCUGCCGAGCAUUUAAACAUUCAGUUGACAUCUUUUUAUUAUCAACUUAAAGAGGGAAAUACAAAGCUAGAUGAGUGGAAGCUACAACUAGGCCAACGUUUAUGGACGCUUCUUAAAAGACUAGUGAUUGCUUCAAGUGAUUGUGCUGAAAGAUCGGAGCUUUCUAUCAAUGUCAAUGGUUGUCUUCAGUUUGCAAAUCUAAUCCCUCCUUCAGUCUGGCUUGAGAAAAUACCCACAUUCUCAACUUCUGUCUCUCCACUAGCCCGAUUUCUUGGUUGGAUGGCAAUCUCUCGUAAUGCUAUACGAUAUAGGAAGGAUAGGCUCUUUCUUGUUUCAGAUAUGGAGCAAUUGGCACGUUUGCUCUCUGUUUUUGCAGAUGAACUUGCUGCAGUUGAUAAUAUAUCUGAUUAUAAAGAUGAGGCCAAAAAAAGCAAAGAAUCUUGCAGUAAGCGACGUUCUUUCCGCAUUAGUUACCCUGAUAUUAGUCAUUUCUUUCCCAAUUUGAAAAACGAAUUUGAAACUUUUGGGGAAUCUAUACUGCAAGCUGUUGCAUUGCAACUUAGAGCUUUCCCUUCUUCAACAGUUCCAGAUUUGAUUUGUUGGUUCUCUGAGUUCUGUUCAGAGCCUUUCAUUUGCUACCCAAAGAACCAGCUUUCCCUUCAGAAUGAUUCUGUGAAAGGUUUUGUGGCAAAGAACGCAAAAGCUAUAGUUCUUUAUGUUCUUGAAGCAAUUGUAGCUGAACAUAUGGAGGCAAUAGCACCCGAGAUACCAAGAAUUGUGCAAGUGCUGGUUUCUUUGUGCAGCUCUGCAUAUUGUGAUGUUUCAUUUCUAAAUUCUGUUUUACUUUUGCUCAAGCCGAUCAUCUCAUAUUCCUUGCAAAAGGCAUCCGAUGAGGAGAGUUUAGUGAGUACUGAUGCUAUGUGCCUUAAUUUUGAGUCAUUAUGCUUAGGUGAACUUCUCAGUACCAUCAAAAGUGAAAACAAAGGUGAUUCAGGAGGCCGUUGCAGAGCAUUGACUGUUUUUGUUUUGGCUUCAGUUUUUCCUGAUAUUUCUUCCAGUUGCAAAAUAGAACUGUUAAAAGCUUGUUUCAAAUCUGCAUAUUUUACCUCUUUGGAGCAAACAACAUUGUUUCAUGAUUAUCUUUGUGCAUAUCAGGCUCUUAUGCAAAGUUGCAAGGUUUUGAUGAUUGACCUUUUAAAAUUCUCGGGAGUCAUUCCAUGUAAGAUCUCUGAAUUUUCUAACAUUGAAAUGGGUGCGAGAAAAGGUGAUGGAUCUGAGUUUCCAUGUUUUCUUGAAGAUGUUUACAACAUUUCAGUUGAGGUGAAUCAAAGUAGCGAACAUGAAAAGGGUGUGAAUGAAAAACGACUACUAAAUACUAAUGAACUAUAUAUGUUCUCAGAGAAUUUAGGCGCACUAAUCUCUAAGCUCACCCAUACUGUCGAGCAAUGCUACAUAAUUCAUCCUAAACUGGCCAAGAAUCUCACACUAAUCUCUGCAGAGUGUUUUAUGUAUUUAAGAUGCUUAUCUUAUGUUGCUGAAAAAGUUGCUGUUUCUGGAGGAGCUGAUCUGCAAAGCCUGCCUGAGUCUAUCUCUUCUAGUGGAGAUAAUCGGAAGGUCAGUCUUGAAGCGCUUUCUGAAAUGGUUAUAUUGCUUCAGAAAAACCGUUGCUGGGGGGUUGCAUCAGUGAUCCUUGACUGUCUAUUUCAUGUUCCUCAGUUCUUCGAUUUACAAAGCACGGUUAAUAAUAUAUGUGCUGCAAUAAAAACAUUUUCACAAGACGCACCGGUAAUUGCUUGGCGGCUACAAACAGAUAAGUGGCUGACCUCACUUUUCACGAGAGGAAUCCGAGAAAGUGAAGCUCUGAUUGAUCUCUUAUGUUCAAUUCUCUGCCAUCCAGAGCCAGAACAACGCUUCAUUGGGCUUAAGCAACUAGGAAAGCAUGUGAGUCAAGGUGGAAGUUGCAGAACUGUUUUCAUAUUGCCAACUAUAAUUGAUAAUGAAGUACUUCCAUCAGAGCCUGAUGUACUUUCUGCUCUAGUGUCAAGAACUUGGGAUGAAGUAGCUUUGCUGGCUUCUUCUGAUGCAUCACUACAGUUGAGAAUCAAUGCAAUGGCACUUCUUGUAAACUAUGUCCCAUUUGUUGAAAGGCCCAAAUUGCAAUCUUUCCUUGCUGCAGCUGAUUGUGUCCUUCAGUGUUUGAUGAAACUUUGUCAGCCUGUGUGUGAAGGCCCAUUAACACAACUCUCUAUCGCCCGCCGAAGGCACCAUCGUCAUUGUGCAUCACAUUGAUUUAAAUUUUCGUGUCAUCAUGUCAAACAUUGUUCUUAUUGAAAGCACACCCUCAAUUAAAGAGGUAACAAUUGUGAUUUAAUGGGCUGAAUCGUUCAAUCAUUAAGUCAAAUUUAC